Molecule: messenger RNA, 516 nt
Organism: Ramularia collo-cygni
Lineage: Eukaryota; Fungi; Ascomycota; Dothideomycetes; Mycosphaerellales; Mycosphaerellaceae
Exons: 3
Coding region: 1-516 (171 amino acids)
Source: RefSeq, a predicted model, not a curated record
AUGGCGUCUAGCUCCGAACAGGUCCCUCACACUCAUGACCAUCCACACCCACCAGUGCCACAAGAUGGUUGGAAGACCGAAGGCGUGCGAGUGAUCCCGGCCGACUCACUCGACGGCAAUACAGCUCAGACGCCAGGAAUGGAUCGUAAAGCAGCCAUCAACUUCGCCAGAGUAGGAGCUCAGAAACUAUGGGCUGGAACAGUCCACAUUCAUCCCGACGCCAAAACUGGAGCUCAUCAUCACGGUCACCUCGAAUCAGUAAUAUACGUGCUUAAAGGCAAAGCCCGCAUGCGGUGGGGCGAGAAGCUGGAAWUCACUGCYGAAGCUGGACCAGGAGACUUCAUCUAUGUACCGCCCUAUGUACCCCAUCAGGAGAUCAAUGCCAGCGCCGACGAGAAGUUGGAGUGUGUGUUGAUGCGAAGCGAUAGUGAGGCUGUGGCAGUGAAUCUUCCGGACUUGGAACCGAUUGAGAAGCCUACAACAGUCAAGUGGAUUGAUCCUACGCAUGUGGAUUAA